This is a messenger RNA of Gopherus flavomarginatus (Mexican gopher tortoise), 11564 nucleotides long. It is a transcript of the gene AGAP1, whose product is annotated as ArfGAP with GTPase domain, ankyrin repeat and PH domain 1. The coding region runs from base 221 to 2458 and encodes 745 amino acids. The transcript has 16 exons. The record is from RefSeq and is a predicted model, not a curated record. Gene Ontology annotation, cellular component: nucleus. NCBI's taxonomy places the organism in Eukaryota, Metazoa, Chordata, Testudines, Testudinidae. Gene Ontology annotation, molecular function: GTPase activator activity; GTPase activity; GTP binding.
CGGGGUGCCCGGUCCCUCCCCCGCCCCCCUCGGCUGCUCGCGGCACCGGGCACCGCAGCGCGGCCGGGCCGAGCCGGGCAGCCGUUGGGGCUCCGGAGCCGCCGGUGUCCGCCCCGCCGUGGGGCUGGGCCCCCCGCGAUGAAGUGACAGCGGGCGGCCCCCUGUGCCCGCGGGGAGGGGGUGGCGCUGCCGGCGCGGACCCGAGCCGAGCGGCCGCGCCAUGAGCUACCAGCAGCAGCUGGCCAACUCGGUAGCCAUCCGCGCCGAGAUCCAGCGCUUCGAGUCCGUGCACCCCAACAUCUACUCCGUCUACGAGCUGCUGGAGCGGGUGGACGAGCCGGCGCUGCAGGGCCAGCUCCGCGAGCAUGUCAUCGCCAUCGAGGAUGCUUUUGUAAAUAGCCAGGAGUGGACACUAAGUCGAUCUGUACCAGAGCUGAAAGUGGGAAUUGUGGGGAAUUUAGCUAGUGGCAAGUCUGCACUUGUGCACCGGUAUCUGACUGGCACGUAUGUCCAGGAGGAAUCUCCUGAAGGUGGGAGAUUCAAGAAAGAGAUAGUAGUUGAUGGACAAAGCUAUCUGCUGCUGAUUAGAGAUGAAGGGGGACCUCCAGAGGCACAGUUUGCCAUGUGGGUCGAUGCUGUUAUAUUUGUCUUCAGCUUGGAAGACGAAAUAAGCUUCCAGACAGUUUACCACUACUACAGUCGUAUGGCUAACUAUCGUAACACUAAUGAAAUCCCAAUGGUACUAGUGGGAACUCAGGAUGCUAUAAGCUCUAAUAAUCCACGUGUUAUUGAUGAUGCCAGAGCAAGAAAGUUGUCGAACGAUUUGAAGAGAUGCACUUACUAUGAAACCUGUGCUACUUACGGACUGAAUGUGGAAAGGGUCUUCCAAGAUGAUUAUAUUUAUAUCUACUUAAGAAAUGUCUUUAUGCAGGGUGUGCUGCUAAAGCGAAGUGGCAAGUCAUUGAAUAAAGAGUGGAAGAAGAAAUAUGUUACGUUGUGUGACAAUGGUGUACUGACCUAUCAUCCCAGUUUACAUGACUAUAUGCAGAACGUUCAUGGAAAAGAAAUCGACCUUUUGAGAACUACUGUGAAAGUGCCAGGAAAGAGGCCACCUCGAGCGACAUCAGCUUGUGCACCCAUCUCCAGUCCCAAAACCAAUGGCAUGUCCAAAGACAUGAGCAGUUUACACAUCUCUCCUAAUUCAGGAAAUGUGACUACUAGUACGUCUGUGUCUCAGAUGGCAAGUGGGAUCAGUCUAGUCUCCUUCAACAGUCGCCCCGAUGGUAUGCAUCAGCGCUCCUACUCAGUUUCCAGUGCUGACCAGUGGAGUGAGGCAACAGUCAUUGCAAACUCUGGCAUCAGCAGUGAUACUGGUUUGGGAGAUUCGGUGUGUUCAAGUCCAAGUAUAUCCAGUACCACAAGUCCCAAACUGGAUCCUCCUCCCUCCCCUCAUGCCAACAGAAAGAAACAUCGUAGGAAGAAAAGCACUAGCAAUUUUAAAGCUGAUGGUAUCUCAGGCACUGCUGAAGAACAAGAAGAAAACUUCGAGUUUAUCAUCGUUUCCCUCACCGGCCAGACCUGGCACUUUGAAGCAACCACAUAUGAAGAAAGAGAUGCGUGGGUACAAGCCAUAGAGAGUCAGAUCCUGGCCAGUUUACAGUCCUGUGAGAGCAGUAAGAAUAAGUCCCGACUGACAAGUCAGAAUGAGGCCAUGGCCCUUCAGUCAAUAAGAAACAUCAGAGGCAAUUCUCACUGUGUGGACUGCGAGGCACAAGACCCUGACUGGGCCAGCCUGAAUCUGGGAGCCCUCAUGUGUAUCGAAUGCUCAGGUAUACACCGGAACCUUGGCACACACUUGUCACGUGUCCGGUCACUUGACCUGGAUGAUUGGCCUAUAGAACUCAUCAAGGUGAUGUCAUCCAUUGGGAAUGAACUAGCAAACAGUGUCUGGGAGGAGAGUAGCCAGGGACGUAUGAAGCCCUCUUCAGACUCCACAAGGGAAGAAAAAGAGCGCUGGAUACGUGCUAAAUAUGAACAGAAGCUCUUCCUUGCCCCGCUGCAGUGCUUGGAACUUUCUUUAGGCCAGCAUCUGCUACAGGCGACAGCUGAUGAGGACUUGCGGACUGUCAUCCUGCUCCUGGCCCAUGGAACCCGGGAAGAAGUGAAUGAGACCUGCGGAGAUGGGGAUGGGCGCACAGCCCUUCACUUGGCAUGUAGGAAAGGAAAUGUAGUGCUAGUUCAGCUCUUAAUUUGGUAUGGCGUGGAUGUUAUGGCCCGUGAUGCCCAUGGGAACACGGCUUUAGCCUAUGCCAGGCAAGCCACAGGUCAGGAAUGCAUUGAUGUUCUCCUGCAGUAUGGCUGCCCUGAUGAGCGCUUUGUCCUGAUGGCUACUCCCAAUUUGUCCAGGAAGAACAAUAACAGGAACAACAGCAGUGGAAGAAUGCCCACCAUCAUCUGAGGAACUUACUCAUUUCUUUACUGACCUGAGUAACAUCCACAGCCUCAUAUUGCUCCAUUUUCUUCCCAACUCUGACCUGUGAGUCUUAUACCUCCCCAUCUCCCUUUUUCCCUCAGUCUCUGUCCUCUCCAGAAAAAUCACAUCUGGACAGUGUGACGGGACCAGAGGAGAAAAGGGGGCUGCAGAAACCCUUUAUUUUAAUAAAAGGUCUUGAAUAAGGAAAACUGAAAAAGGGAGGGGUUGUGAGAGAGAGUGGUUGUGAGGUCUCUAAUUAUAGCACAUGACAUGGGACCAUUUUACUAGUAGUCUUCAGGCAAAGGCUCUACAAGUGUUGAAAAAAGGGGUGGAGGGAGAAGAAAGGAGGAGGAAGAGGAGAUGAAAGAAGAAAUGGGAACUUUCCUUAACUGACAGUUAAGCACAUCAGUACAUUUCACCUCUACAAAACGGAACACUUGGAUUUCAUUCUCUUCUCCGAAGAGCUUGACGGCAUAAAUCAGAAGCAAGCACAGAGUUUGUCAGGUUUGAAGCUCCUAUGAUGGUAUGUGUCAAAUCAGUUGUAGCUAAUCUGUCCAGGGAGAAUACCGGCUUCAUUACACUUGUAUAGUUGAGUUCUUCCAGCAUUACUGCUGUUUAAUAGAACAUGAUUAGUCAUCACGGAGAAAAAAGCAUAUUAGCUGAGGAGGUAGUUACAUGGCACGCUUCGGUGAUUGCUUGGAUGUGAUUGCAAUAUUCUUAGAAGCAUCAUAUUAUCUCAGACAUGUUCUUUCAAGCCCUUGGAGCCCUCCUUUCUAAAUUCACUGUCAUAAUUUAGUAUCUGUUUAAUUUUUCAGUCCAAAGAGAGGAAAUCGGUUGCUGAGUGUUAUUUGACUGCAGUCUCCUUGGUGUAAAAACAAAAUGGAAAAAAUAAAUAAGAAUAACUAUGAAACACAAAAAUAAAUAAUGAAUACUGCUAAGGAAAAACAUUUCAAGUACAUUUAGUAAAACAAAUAAAUGCAUUAAAGGCUACUAUUUUUUUCAGUCACAAGAAAUACGUUGUGUCAUUUUGCCAAGUAAGUGUGUUGAUUUUUUUUGAUCACUGUUGUGAUGCAUUGCCUAAAUUAUACAGAUUUUGUAUUGUGUCUUUAGAUUAUGUGUAUGUAAAUCUAUUUGAAUAAACAAGUUCAUAAAUAUGCAUUGAUUUUUGUACAGACAAAUGACACCUCUGUUAAUUUAUAAACUAUAAUGGAUGUGAACUAAAUAAUGUGCAAGUACUUAGGAUCUGAGGUUUACAAAUAAUUGCACAUUGAAAAUAUUCCCAGCAGUGAACUGUAUUUCCAUUUGUUUGAUGCAGACCUUUGAAGAACAUAUUGGAAUGAGAUGAUAGCAUAUUUGGCUUGCAAAAAAAAGGUGUACGGUAUCUAUGAGGAAGAAAAGGAGGAUGUCUCUCAGUAGCGUAAACAUAUUUUCCAUUAGAAGCUGUGAUGCUUUCACAGACCGAGACAAAGCCUGGGGGCGGGGGGGAGAUCAGAUUUGUCUAAUAGCUAAACUUAAUGUCGUUCUCUGAAGUGGGCAUGGCCUGGCUCCUUUGACUCACAACUUGGAUGCUUUGUGGAGCAACAAUGAUAUGUGGAAGGAGUUUGGACAGUUCAUCCAUCUACCAGUUUUAAUACUUGACUCAAUAUUUUGGUAACUCUAGAUUGAUGCUGGUUUCUGAAAUUUUCUAAAAACUGAACUUGUGGCGCAGAGAAAUAGAUGGCAAAAAGAGAAGUGAUUUAUAAGUGGCAUAUGGUAAAAUGAAGGUGAGAGAAGGGUGUUUUUCAGGGAAAGCUGAAAUCUGAUCUGACUCGUGGCAGAGGAACAAGUGUAUGAAGUUGGUCAGGUGCACCACAGCACACUCAUUUGCUAAUCUACCUGAUCUUGGUGUAUUUCACGAGUGUCUGUACUUCUUGAGGCUCUGUAUGUCUGUUCAGAUCAGAAUAGGAAGAGAAAAUAAUAAAAUUUAUGUGGACAAAAUUGCGGGGGAGGGGGGAAUGUAAUAUCCCAUGGGUGUCCAAAAGAGGCAGGUUUGGCCCAAAAGCCAUAGUCCCCAAAUGAUCAGGUAAGAGAAGUCCCAGGGCUCAAGCAGGCGGACAUCGAUGGGCUUUCCUGGUCCUUUAUGAUUUGUUGCAGUAGGGACAUUUAAAGGGGAAUGGAAAAAGCUUUUAACGUUCAUUUUACCACCUUAUGUCAGCAGCAUCAUACGUGCGCAUGUGCAUUCCAAAUGAUAAAGCUAUUUUUUGGUGGUGUUUUUUUUUUUUAAAAGUAGUUUGCAUAACGGCGCCAUCUUUACUCACGCUGCCAUCUGAGCUUAGAUAUUGACAGGUAUCUUCCUCCAGCCUUGGAUGACUUCACUAACAUCUACAAUUGAAUAUGAAACUGCACACUCUGCUGCUGGGUGUUGGCGAUCUUACUGUCUCUAGCAGGGGACACAGUAACCUGCUCUCCAGUCUCUUGGCACGCUGGUGAAGUAGGAAUUGAGAGUCUGAUUUCCAGAAGUGCUAACCAGCCCCCCGCCAUUUAAAAUACUUAGUUUUAAAACAAGUUGCCAUUUUUAAGCCUAUAACACAUGCUUUUUCAAAGCUGGUAUUCUGCCAAGUUUAAAAUGCUUUUCCAUUCACCUUUCAAUGAUCUCUUUAAACCAGUCUUCCUAGCAUUAAACAUACCAGCGCACUAAGAAAUAAGGGGAACCAGGCUAAAUUGUAACAAGUUUGACACUGUAGAGGUCCAUCAUAUCCUUCUGUGGUAAAGGAAGACAUUCAGAAAGUGUAGCAAAGCAAUCUUUAGAAAAGGAAACUCUACUGUAUCAUAGGAAGGAUGGUUUAUCCAGACAAACAGAAUAUUAACACACUACUUUAGAUAAAGCAGUAACACAGUUGUGUUUAAAUUAGCACAUAUUUUUCUUAGACAUAUUAGUAAGGGAUGAUAAUAGCAGUGUAGACCAGUGCUUUUGUAGACUAUGAGAUAGCUUACCUCUUUCUAGUGGCAUAUCCCAAAAGUCAAGGGAUGUCUGCAGGGAAAAUAUACAGCCCAUCCACUUGGUGGCAUUCUCUUUGAAAGAGUGGGAAGGCCACCCAGACAUUGUCCCUGGGGAUAAUGUAGUGCGCACUAGAUGUGGAAGGCUUGUCAUUGCUUUGAUAGAUGUGGCUUAGGCCCUAACAAACCUACAUUUUUGUGCUAUCUAAUAUUCAUACCUGUAACAAAUUCCCCCCUCGCCUCCCACUGAGAUGGGAGGAGUAGCAAAGGGGUUAAUGAGGCACAAGUUACCAUAUCUGAGCAGAUUCAGGGCCACUUGUCUCCCAGGAAGUUUGAGGCCUCAGGUACUUAUUCAAGGAAGAUUGGUCAGAAGUGGCUGGAAAGGGGUAAGGCACUGCUUGGGCCUUUGGUCUUUAGGACUCACACCGUGAGAGGCAAUGUGACAAGAUCAGGCCAGUGUGAAUACCAUCCCCUGCUUGUUGCUGGCUCUCUGUCUUGUGCAGUAUAAUAUGUACUGUACUUAAAGAAACAACAAAAAUCUUCUCGCCUGGUGUUCCAGACUGUCUCCUAAACUUCAGAUUAAGAAAAGUUUCAUGUUUUCCUUUGUAAGAUAGACCCCAUUUUAUCUCCUUCAGACACUAGGGUACAAGGUGCCCAGAGUUGAUGCUUAAUAAAUAUCUCCCGGAGAUCCAGCAGAGCUAGUCUGAUUCUGAUUGGCAUUAGAAGCUGAUAUUUUUGACACUAAGCGCUUAUAGGUGAUGUGGUAGCAUUUUGCAGAGGGUGCUCCUGACCCCACCAAGCCAUUGAAACACAAAGGAAACAGUAAGACUUCUAGACUCCACAGUCAUUUUUUACGUUGAUUCUUCUCUUUUAACCUGUCCGCUUCAGUUCCUCACUUCUGCUUCUAGCCCCUCUUGCGAUUCUGGAACCCACUUACUAGAAUGUUUACGCCCUUUGAGCGUGUUAGGAGCAACUUAAAAACAAUGUCACCCAUUCAACCCUUUUCCUGCUCCUGUUAUCUUCUUCUCUAUCUCCUCUGCAGUUUAUCCACGAGUAAUAAGACACUAAAUCAAAGCCAUCUUUGCUAUUAGCAUUGGCAUUUCCAUUCUAUGUAUUUUAAUCCAAUUGCUGUUGAACCAUAGAGAUGACCCUGAUGCGCAACACCUGGCUCUUGAUGUUCCCAGAGUUUGGAAAGCUGCUUUUCAUCUUGUAGACAUAGGGGCCAGAUCCAAACUUCUGGAAAGUUUAGGAUUUUCCAGAUCAGGGGGUUUGGUCAGAGCUCCUCUCUGUUUAAUAGAUUUCAAUUUUAUUACUGAAUGGGGGCAGAAGAAUGUAUCUUGAAAAUGUUGGUGCAUUCUGGUUCACAUGCUAUUUAGGAAGCUGUUUAUUCGUUGGGAAAGGGAGAAGAUUUUUAGGCAUUGCUACCUAGGUACUGUGUGUAACUGCUGUGUAAACAUUAAUACUGUUUAUUUUACUGUCUCUUUCCCUCGCCUCCUUCAAUUAUAUUUUGUAGGGAGAAAAGAGCUUCCCCUUCACUUGAUAUGAGAUUUGCUCAUAGGAAGGGGAUGUUGGGUAAAAUAGGAAAUAAGUCUGAGAAAGGUUGUGAAUAUAUAAUGUUAAAUACACUCCCCUAAAAACUGUAUCUAGCACUACUCAUGGGGCCUGCACUGAGGGUCCAAUUUGUUGCUAUUUUCAUCUUUUAUAUUUGUACGAUGAUCAGGAAAGAUGAAGCAAUAUGUGGGUUUAAUAAUGUAGCAGUAGCUAAGACAAGCACAGAUUUCAGAAAAGAUUUCUAAAAAGUGGAUUCCUUCACUACUGUUUCGGGGAGCUGUGUUUGCACCCCAACAGGGAACAUGUGUUCAUUCAAGCUAUCACUACUCUACUUUGAGAAUGCAAAUGUAGGGGACCAAAUUUUGAGCAGUUUAGCCCUUGCUUGGGAAAAUGCUGAUAAUUCCCUUGUUCGUGUUUUAUAUUAAAGCACCUUUAUUUUCCCACAGUGGGCUAUUAUCGUCAUUAGUGUGUGGGAUCUCUGACCUUUGCUUCAUUGGUCUCGGACCCCAGAUUUAUUUUAACUUCUCUUAUUCCAUUUUUGUAGAUUUGUCAUUUAGAAAGGCAAUCUUUGGCAUUUUAUCUGUUUGCUCCACUAUAAAAGCACUCCUGGUCGCAAUUCUUUUUGAUGAAAGAAUAAAAUAAAUCUCAAGUCUGAAGUUGUGUUUUUCAGAUCAUAUUGCAUAUUGAACUACAAGAAGAAGAGUGGUUAAGUAGUUAUAGUUUGAAGGGAUCUCCCAGCUGGAAAAGAUAUAGAUUACAAGGCAAAUUAUAAAAAGCCAUAGGCAUAUAGAUUUGUUAUAUGACCAUGUUCUGUUUGUUAUCAUGAACCAGGGUUUUUUUUAAAUCUUUGGUGCUCCCAUUCUCAUGGAAACUAAUCUUUAUUUGACUGAGUCCAAGUCACGUAUUUUAAGCAGAGGAGAUAAAAGUUUUCAGCAGCAGUUAGUAAUUUGGGGUGCCUAAAUUGAGAAUUUCAGAGGGCUGGGUGCUCAACACUUACUGAAAAUAAGGCCCUCAGACUGGCACCCCAAAAUCACUAGUCUCUUUUUUGGAAAUCAUGGCUUUUGUUGUUUUAUUUCAGGUGACAGCAAUAUAUGGGUGAAUUCAUUCCCUAUGCUUGUCCUCUGAGCAUUUUAGAGACUUUUGUUUAAUGGGCAGAUAAAACAUUUAAAGAUGUUUAUAUUUAACUUGUUUAGCUUUCUUAUUUACAUCUAAAAUUUCUGGCACGUCCACAUGACAAAGGUGAGUUCACUGACUCUCAAAACUUCAAUCUUCUGUCUCCUCUCUUGGCCACCAACCUGUGGGUGUUUGUACUGAACGCCUACUGCUCAUAGUUCUGACAGCUCCAGAGCUAGUCAUUUUCAUUGUAGUGUGUAUAUUAGAUUAAAAUGUGAGGGAGAAAGUGGUGUCGGGUGUUAUAAAGCUUUUAUUGGCAUGAGUUUGGAAUGACGGUAUCAUUGACCAGCAGUGAUUACACCAUCAGAUACCUUAUGUGUGCCACAUAUAGAAAAACUGAUCAGCGGUUUCCGGUUUCUGCAAAUAUCAAUGGUACAAUUUUUCUUGUAUCUUUGCACCUUUAAAGCUAAGUUAUCUAAGUCAAGGUGGAGGAUGGGAAAAAUGAGUACAUUUUAGAAACCUCUUAAAAAUUAUCCAAAACUUUUUGUCAUAAUAUUGCAGCUUUAGUCUGAAAUCUCAUGCCUUGUCACAGCUAUGAACAGAUACGCUAUCCGAUUAGAAAAUUGGGUCUGUCCUUGUUCCUUUCCAGUAGCAUUUAAUCUUUUCCUAGUCCUGAUGGACCACAAGAUAUGGGACCUUAAACCUGCCACUAGUGGAGGACUUAAUUAUUGUCCAACCUGUAGAUAAGGCCAGUGUAAUUCUCAAAGCUAAUUUCACAAUUAGGGUGGGAGGAAAUGUGUGGCAGGUUCAUUGGAGGGGGGGGAGUGUGUUUGGCAAGCAGCUCAGUGAUUUGUCAUCUUAGAAUGAGACGCAGUAAAGUUGGAUUAUUACUGGGCAGAGUGCAAGAAAAACUGGCAAAGUUGCAAGAUAAAGGCAAUGGAUGGAUACUACUAAAUGUAUGAUAUACAAAUAUUUUGCAGUCUGUGUAUGCAUAUGUUAAUAUAUACAUAUAUGCUAUAUAUAACACAUGCGAUAUAAUUUUAUAUAUAGUGUGUGUACAUAUAUUUACAUAUAUGCAAAUUAUAGUGAGUGCCAGGUUUUCAGUUAGGUGUACAUAACUGCACAUUUUCACACUCCUAAUUUAUAUGCAUGAAUAUGUGCAUGCAUGAAGCAGAUGUUUGCAAGCAUAAAUGAGGCAUGCACAGAUAGAUGCACAGAACUGUGGCUGUCCAAUCAAUAGCAGACACUGUGUAUGUAGAGAUAAUUAUGCAGAAGGAGGCAUACAGUGGUACUUCUGGGUGCCCACUGAGUGUAUGGGACUCUUAGUUCAGAUGAUGGUGAGGCAGGCAACUGGUUGCGAGCAUCGAUUCAGCUUAUUUAGAAAACUCCUUCAAACUAAAGGCGCACGCAGUGUCUUUAUCAAAAAACCUCAAACUCACCACUCAUCACGGGAUUAGUUCUACCGUGAUUAAAAAUGGCAUAGUCAGCUCGCAGGGUUAACCACUGUGGUCUAUGCAGCCAUAGUGGUGUGUUUAUAUUCUAUGAAAGAUGAGUAAAAUGCUAGGGUGGGAAAGAGAUGCAGAAGUUGAGAAGGACAGCGGACUCACCAGUCAGAAGCCUAUUUUGAUGUAUAUAAUUAUGGGGAAAAUGCUGAGAACUUCAGCUGACUGGCUGAAUUGAACUGUGAGAAUGACAGUCUGACCUUCUGCGACUGUUUUGAAUAAAUGCCAUUUGACAUCUUACUGCCAUAUAAUGUGUGUAUAUAUAUAUAUAGGAUAGUUCAGGAAUCCACUCCGAGGAAGAUGUUUAAAAGAGCACUGUCCAGGUUGACCCUUAGACCACUCCCUGCUCUUCCCUUCACAUGUUCGUUAGCUAAAUUGUGGCAGUAUAUUAGUUUCUGAUGAGAUUGUAAGCAUGGACUCUAGGGUAUGUUAAGGCACUGCAUAAUAGUGGGCAGUCCACAAAUAUUAGAUCAUGAUUCGCACCCUUGCUCUCAGUGACCACUGCAGCUUGUAAUCGUGGUAGGGGAAAUAUGUUAGAGAGCUCAAAGCUGAUAAGGUAAAGAUGCCGGUUCUCUGCAGUGAAGGGAGGUAUGUUGGAAAACACAGCUGUGGGAGUGAAAUUUUUUUUUUUAAUUUUUCCCCUCCUUGUACUUGAAUAUCUUAUAGGACAGGCUAAUUCUUCUUUUAAAUGACUGAUGUAUUCCAGGCUUGAAUUGGAUUCAAGAUGCACACUGCAGCUCUGCAUUGCGUCCACUGGGGUCAUUUUGCCAAUCCACAGAUUGUCCUCUGAAGCACAGCCCUCUCUGUGGAAAUACAAGGCUUCCUGAGCCACAGAAUGUGGGACACAAAUUGGUCCAAUCAACUUUAUUUUUUUUAGGCUAAAGAAAACUUCAAGAUAGUUUUGAAUUGUUACACCAUUUGUACAGACUGCACAAAGGGAGAGAGAACAUGUGGACUGAUUGUCUUUUUAAACACUUGUUAGGGAGUUGUGCUGUGUAGAAAAGAUUCGAUAGCUCUUUGUAGUUUCUCACUUUGUCUCUCCUAGGUUUCAUGUUUGCCGUGAGUCCAAUCCUGCAGCCUUUACGGUGACGAUCCUCCCAUUGGCUCCAGUGGGAUUUAAGCACGACCUUAGGUACUUGGCUGAAUCAGAGCCUGAAUAAAGGCUGCAGGAUCAGGCUAGAAAUCACAAAGGGCUAAAUUCUGGACUCAUUGAAGUCAAGGGGAAUUUUGCCACUGAGAUCAGAAUUUGGCACUCAAGCUGGACAACAUGGCUUAUAAGAUUCCUUUCUUUUGGAAGUCCCAUUGGUCACCCAUUUGUGGUGGUUAAACAUUUGUGUUUUAUGCCUGCCUGAAUGCAGCCCUUAAGAGUUCUACACUGUUUUACUGUUCUGUCCCAUUCAGCCAUCAAACCCUUUAGUUUCCUUGCAUUGUCACAUUCGCAUGUUUCUUAAAGUGGGGUUUGGGGGUGGGGGGAAGGGAACAGGUGAAUGGUGAUGCCCAAGAAAUGUUUCCUGGGUGGACGCAGGAAAUGCCUAGCACAUGACAGACUUUAUAGUGUGUGGUUUCGGUUUCUGUAAAUAGUCAUGUAUAAAUGAUGACAAAGCAGUGUGGAAAUUAUUAAAAGAAACAAAAAGUCUCUUCGGUUGUUUUUUUUUUUAUAUUACCUCAUUCAGCAAGUUUGUUUUACAAUGACGCAAUGAUGCUUUAUUUAUAUUGUUUGUACUGUAAUUAAAACAAUUGACAGACAUUUCACUUUGCUUGUUGUUUCAUAUGAUCUUGUUUUGAUUAAAUAUGCCAGUUUGUAUUAUGUUUCCCUUCAACCCAUGCUCCACCUUAAGAUUUUGUGUCAGCUGUACAGUAUUCUGAGUUUUUAAAAAAAAAUGUAAAGUAAUGCAGAGAGGGACUGCCAUACUGUAUAGGUCUCUUUCUAAUAAAGACAACAAAACAUA